Hymenoscyphus albidus is the source of this 1132-nucleotide messenger RNA. The record is from the annotation of a GenBank genome assembly. NCBI's taxonomy places the organism in Eukaryota, Fungi, Ascomycota, Leotiomycetes, Helotiales, Helotiaceae.
AUGGCUUGGCUCCUGGACCAACGACAAGCCGGACCAGUCACUCUAUGGAACCUCCAUUCAUUGAAUAAUGGUGCAAGCAUAGAAAGAAUCUCUCCUCUGGAUGAAAGCGAUUCAGAUAUCGAGAUUAUUCCACCUAGCGAUUUCCGGGAGAAUGGAAGACAUAGAUCUGCUUCUAAUAACGUGGCGAUACCUUCCCAUGCCAAUUCUGCGGAUACUUUUACUGGAGGCAUGGUUCCAGCCGCAGAAAUCGACACUCUGGACGGAACUGAUUCAGAUAUUGAGAUAAUUUCACCUAGCGAAUUCCGGGAAAAUAAAAGACGGCGAUCCAGUCCUAACAAGACUGCUUACACCAACCCUGCGAGUAUUUCUCCUGGAGGCAUAAUUCCAGUCGUGGAAGGCAACAAUUUUCUAGACGGAAGCGAUUCAGACAUUGAGAUUAUUCCACCUAGCGAAUUCCGGGAAAACGGAAGACGGCUACCUGCUUCUAACAAUCCGGCCAUAACUUCUCAUGCCAACCCUGUGGAUCUGUCUGCUGGCGCCCAAGGACCGGAGAUUGACGACCUCAACGCAGAACUCAAGUUCCAAAUUGUCUUUUUGAGCUCCCUCGACGACUCUUCCAUAGAUCGAGCCGAGAUAGAGCGCAAGAUUCAUGUCAACGUAGCAGAUCUGCAGGACAGAGUGAGGAGACUGGGUGGAAAGCCUUAUACCAUUCCGCCAGAGGUCUCUGCUCCUGCCUCGAGUUUUUCGUGUCCACAUUGCACACAGCGCCGCAAUACACGAGCUCUCAUCAAGUACGUAUACAUCUCAAGAAUACUAACUAAGCUGUUAUGUAAACUGACAUUGUCUUAGUCGACAUAUCAACACCCAUGAGAAGCCAUAUGAAUGCCCCAAAUGUCACAAAACCCGUGCCACUCAGCGAGAUCUCGAUCGCCACUUGGACAUACAUGGCAGGAUUCAUCGAUAUUUCUGUCCAGUCGAAGGAUGUUCUUCGAGUGUACACGGCUCCAAGGGAGGCUUUUCGAGGCGAUUGGAUAAUGCGAAAAGACAUCUGAAGUCCCAUGCUAAUAAAAUUAGAGAGAAGGAAUUACGUGUUUUACGAGAGGAUGAUAGUGGAAGGCUAGUGGAAGUUUGA